Molecule: messenger RNA, 1779 nt
Organism: Seminavis robusta
Lineage: Eukaryota; Bacillariophyta; Bacillariophyceae; Naviculales; Naviculaceae
Source: the annotation of a GenBank genome assembly
AUGAUGCUCUCCACUCAAUCCUGUUUGGCAGGUUUCCUGGUGUUGUCAUCGCUCUGUGUUCUCGAGCAAUGCCGAGCCUUUUCUUCGGGAUCAGGAUUCUCCAGAGUCUUGUCUCCAUCUAGGAGACCCCAAGCAAGUCCAGCUAGUACCGGUAGAAGCCAUUCAUUAUCAACAUCAUGGUCCCGAGUGAACAUGAAAAACGAAAAGGCCGAACAAUCCCAAGAAGCCCUGCAAUCCCUGGGAGAUUUCCAUCAAGGAUCCUGGAAGGGCCAUGCGACUUCUUUCACUGUCACGGCCGAUGUUGCCGCUGGAAUUGUCCUCAAGAAAAAGUCUCCAGAAUACCAAGUGGAUAUCCAAUUGUCCUACAAUCCACGAGGACGGUUGAGCAUUAACGAAGUCUAUUCAUGGCAAAACAAACAAGGCAACGAGCAAGAACCACUUGCGUUUGCAUCCACGCGGAGUCUAGAUAUUGCCGAUUCCAGUGUCGAUGUGGACGCCGUGGAUGCAUCCUAUUCUCUGCAUCAACAGCAGCAACAAUCUUCGUCGCGAGACAGCAAUGACGAUGACGAACCAUCUGCAGAAGGAGAACAACAACUACAACAAGUCCCAGUUGAUUUGACUGGAACAGAGAAACCAGUCGAGUUUGCCGUCGAGCAGUGCAUUGCCGUUUCGGACGAUGAAAGAGUCCGAAUGCUGGCCCUUUAUGGUGUCAAGCAGGACCUUAUUCGGGUUGUCGUUUGCAAUGAACAAAGAGUGCCAUCGGAUAGUGACGAUGAUGCUGCUGCUGCACCCGAAGGAGCCACUCCUUUGACAGUCACGGAUCUACUAGAGAUGCAGACGGACGUUGAUCGGAUUGUCGACAAGAUUGCCGGACAAAUAAAGGGUAUUGAUGAUGACGGUAAUGAAAGCAAUCGUGACGGCUCGCUGUCUUCACCGUCUUCCGACGAUCGAUUGCAACAGUUACAAGAAUCCAUCGCAAAGGCACAGUCCAAGUCUGCUCCUCAAACACCACCAACAAUGUCUACAUCCAAACGCGAUGACCCAUCCAAACGCGAUGACCAGGGACCCUUACUUUCACGUCAUCCGAUGAGCCUUCUGGAACUCACGUCUGGUGCUUGGCUGGGAGACUCCAUCAUUCGUGACUUUCCCACUGUACCAGGAGAACUACAAUCAGCCAGCACUAAAGGAAAGGGCUUUGGAGCUUCCAAAAAAGGCAACAGCUACAAUGAUAGUCCACCACCCUUUGGCAGCUGGGCUGUGGGGGUCCAAAAGGUAGCACGAGACUGGCUGUGGGACUUUGGUGAAGAGGUUCGAGAAAACAAUAGUGCUGGAAAGUGUAUGGGUGCUAUGAUGGAACCCGCUCUCUCUCAAUCCAGGGCGGGACAAGUCUGCGAGAACCAGUCACUCUCGCGUCGGAUACCCAAGGAGGAACGAAUGGUGUACAUUGACUGGAACAAUGGCAACAACGGGAAUAGUGGUCAAGUUGGGUUCUUACUAGGAUCCGUCUCUAUACAGGUCCCUCGCUACCUGACGUUUGGUGAAAACCGGAAGGCAUUCUAUACAGAAUUAUGCGUCUACCAAAGUACAACAACAAGCGCCGAAGAUGGCAGUUCUAUGAAUGCCAUGUCACUAGACGAUGAUUCUCUUGGUGAACUACCAGAAGUGAUAUGCUCCAGAAUAUGCCGCUUGUACAACACGGAAGGUCUGCUGAAACAGGGCUGUACAUCGUUUUACACCCUCAAGCGCUUCGGACCGGAGGGGGGCACAGAUGGAAGAUAG